CCCGAACCGCCGGCGCGCAUGCUCCCAUUUGGGGCCGAAGUCUGGAGAGUUGGUUUGGUGAUUCGCGAUGAAUUCCGCCGCUGUUCACUCUCGACCCGACGACGAUUUAUUUGAUUCGAUCCUGCUGGCUGAUGACGAAUUUCGUGGGAAAGGAUAUCGAGAAGGAUUUAUUGAAGGAGGUCAAUUGGGAGAAACUGAGGGACAGAGAUAUGGGUUAGCAAAUGGUGCGAAAAUUGGAUCUGAGGUUUCCUUUUACAAAGGCUUUGCAAUUACCUGGAAGUAUCUUCUUCAGAAUAACGAAGAUGUUAAAAAGGGUAAAAAGCUGAAAGCCCUAAAUUCAAUACUGGAGAUGGCUCACAGCUUUCCUUAUGAAGAUCCUACCAAUGAAGGGUUGCAAGGUGACUUGGAGAAGAUGAGGGCCAAGUUUAAACAGAUUUGCUCUUUGCUGAAUGUGCAGCCCAAUUUCCACAAGGAGAAAACAGCUGGGAUGUCCUUCUGAAGCAGAGUGAGAUGACUGGUCUUAGAAAUGUUCCUUCUGGAUGAACGUUUGACCAAGGUAGCCAAAAGACUGUGUCUGAGGUUACUUCAGCAUGCAGAUGCAGAGGAUAGAUCUGGAUACAGUCAGAAUGUCUCAGGAGCAGGCAGUGGCUUUGUAACCACAGGUUUGAGAGUAGUGUUCUAAAGAAAGAGAUGAAAUUCAAAUGAUUUCAUUGUUUUAAUAAGAGGAGAGUAAUUUGUUUAAUUUGCCAUUUAUUCUUUAUCGUGAGGCGAGCCAAUUGCUCCUAACCUGUGUUUUAUUUCCUGUCAGAUUCGUGGAAAGAAUUGGAUUAUGAAAUGUACUCCACUCCCAGCUUAUUAAUCAAUUUGAGUUGAUUUUCCUUGGGAAUGCUUGUAUUAAAUUCUGAAUUGUUUCAAAUUUUUACAAGUUGGGAUAGAUCAGUAGAAGUAAUGCAAAGAUGUUAUCACCAUAAUGGUUCUCCUUUAUUCCUGUUUUUCUGAGUUAGGUUAAAAUUGAAGGUCAACAUUUUAAAAUUGAUUAAGAAGAGUUAUGGUGCCUAUCACAACCAGUGCAUCACAAACUACUUUAGCAGUCACAAAAUGCUUUUCUGCAUUACAAUGGUGACCAUUUCAAAAGCAUUCCAGAAAUGCAGACGACGUUAUAAUGACUUGGUUUUUUUCCUCAGUGAUGUUGGUUAAAGUAUAAAUAUUGGCCAGGACACUGGGUCACACCUCUGCUGCUGGAAGCAGUGACCUGGCAUCUGCUACAUCCACCUAAGAACACAGGCUAUUAAUACCUUGUCCAAAAAUGUGACACCCUUGACAAUGCCUCAGACAUUCAUUAUGGCAGUAGGGAGUCUGCUUGGACCAAGUAAUCAUCCUUGAAGUGAAACUUGAACCAAGGUUGGCGCUGCAUAUCACUGUUUUGAGAAGUACUUGGAGUAUCUUGCAAAGCCUAUGCUGGAUAAACAGAUUCACAACUGCUUAAUGAGGAAACCUGUUCAAGUUGUUUAUUGUAGUUCUGAGAUGUAAAAUCUUAGCUGCAAACAAAAUUGAACACAUGUUUUUAAAUUGAUGUAUUGGAUUUAUGGAUUUAAUAAACUAAAAUUAAUAUAAAGACCAAUGCUAUGAUGUU
Messenger RNA from Mobula hypostoma (lesser devil ray), 1633 nucleotides. RefSeq names its product LTO1 maturation factor of ABCE1 (gene lto1). The record is from RefSeq and is a predicted model, not a curated record. The transcript has 5 exons. Bases 68 to 499 code for a protein of 143 amino acids. NCBI's taxonomy places the organism in Eukaryota, Metazoa, Chordata, Chondrichthyes, Myliobatiformes, Myliobatidae.